CAAAAUACCUCCAAAUUAUCUCAGAUUUAUGUUAUUUUGUUCAGCAAGUGAUAUCAUUGUAACUAUAAGUUAGAUAAGCCAAAAUAAACAAUUUGAAAAUGAUCUCAAAAUGAUCGCUCCCACAUGGAGAUGGGAGAGCGUCAAAAUGGCUGCCGAUGAUCUGAGCGAAAGUUUUGAAAUUGAAAAAUUAAAAGGGGAAUUGGAGCAAGAGAAGCAAAUGAGGGAGAUGUUAUCACAGUCAAUGACAGAGCUACAACUGACAGUAGGAGAGCUGGAGAAGAGAUUUGACCAGAUCGAUAAUGAAGGCAACGAGUGGAAAACAAGAUUUGAGAUGCAGUCUGAGAUGAACCAUCAACUAGAGAAACAAAAUAUCACCUUGGAGACUAAAAUAGAUGAAACCAAGAACAACAUAGAGAACAUAAAGCAAGUAAAUAAGAGUCCCCGUGAUGUAUCUAAAAUUGAUGAUGACCAUGUGACACUUCAGAUGGUUAAGAACCUAGAAAAACAGCGAAACGAUCUAGCCAAUCAGCUGAGAGAUUUGGAAUGGAGGCUUGACCAGGAAUCAAAAGCGUACCAUAAAGCCCACGAUGAGCGGAAACAAUACCAAGUUGAAAUCUACAGUGCAAAGCAAGCAAUCGACAAACUACAGCAAAGACAGAGGGCAGCACUAGCAACAUCGCAACGUGAACUUGAUACCAAGUCUAAAACACCAAGGAACAUCCCAGCAGAUCAGAGGAUAAUUGAUCCUAAGAAGGGUCCAAUAAACAAAACAGCAGCUAUGAAAGUUCUACCAAAGAUAGACUCUGACAACAGCCCCCCUUAUAGGUGAAAAACCAUGGCAGGAGAGGCAAUUCAAAUUUUACAGAAAAAAAUAUUUUUUGGCGAAUUCAAUAUUCUCUUGGGGUUAAAUUUUGCCUCAUAUAUUUAGAUUUGCCUCACCUAUUUUUGGAUUGUGGAUCUCUGAUUG
Owenia fusiformis is the source of this 967-nucleotide messenger RNA. Lineage: Eukaryota; Metazoa; Annelida; Polychaeta; Sabellida; Oweniidae. The record is from the annotation of a GenBank genome assembly.